CCAGCUGAUGAGAUCACGGUCAUCUGUUCAAAUGUUUGUUCUCCUGGCAGCAUCUGGGCUCCUGGCCCGGCUCCUGACGUCAGCGGUGCUGCAGUGCAGACAGUGUCAGUGACGUCAAUGCAUGGAUAUAAAACAGCUGCAGCACCGAUGCAGGAGACGGCCGACACAGCUGAAGAUAUGUCAUCCUCCACUGCCGCUUCUAAGAAUGCACCUGGUUCUGCCCCCAGCGAGCCGGGCUCUGAUGUCUACACCUAUCAGCGGAUGGAGCUCACCCAGGCUCAGAUAGACGAGGUGCUGAGCAUCAUGAAUACCAACGUGGAUAAAGUGUUGGAUAGAAAUGGAAAAAUAUCUAAACUUGAAGCCACAGCGGAGGAACUUCACGCUGGCGCCAAACAGUUCCAGACCAACACAUCGGAGCUGCGGAAGAAACCCCUGUGGAAGAACAGCAAGGUGCGUGACAUGGGGGGCAGCAAGGUGCUUGACAUGGGGGGCAGCAAGAUGCUUGACAUGGGGGGCAGCAAGGUGUGUGACAUAUGGGGCAGCAAGGUGUGUGACAUAUGGGGCAGCAAGGUGUGUGACAUGGGGGGCAGCAAGGUGUGUGACAUGGGGGGGCAGCAAGGUGUGUGA
This is a messenger RNA of Staurois parvus, 627 nucleotides long. Lineage: Eukaryota; Metazoa; Chordata; Amphibia; Anura; Ranidae. The record is from the annotation of a GenBank genome assembly.